AUGCCACCACUUCUUACAAUGAAAAAAGCAGCUCUAUGUUUAAUAAUUCUAACAUGGAAUGUUCACAGCGAAGACAUCAAUGAGCCAACAUGGAAUGUUCACAGUGAAGACAUCAAUGAGCCAACAUGGAAUGUUCACAGUGAAGACAUCAAUGAGCCUUGUCCAGAUCAGUGCACGUGUGUUAACGGUGAUGAAGAAAUGUCAUGUAAUUGUUUUCCUAAUUGGCCGCACGUGCCGUUUAAUACCAAACGGUUAACUUUAAACGGUGAAAGAAAUGCAACUAUAAUUUGCGGCGCUUUUGAUAAUUUAAAUCAUUUGGAAGAUUUGAUUCUCGUGAGAUUUCGAGGCAUAGACGCCUGUGAGAAAUAUUUCUGGGAUCAGCGUUUUUCAUUACGGUACCUGACACUUGAUCAAAAUUUUAUUGUAGAACUUCCAGUGAAUCUGUUCGCGAACUUACAAAACUUAACAUACUUGAGGCUGAGUGAUAAUCAACUGACUUACAUGCAGGAUGGGGUUUUCGCUGGAUCUUCAGAUUUCAAUCCGAUAUCUUCACCUCUGUGUUAUCCUGACAUUGCAUUCUCAGUGUUGACCGGCCUACAAAACUUACGUUUUUCUGGGACGGACUUGAGCGUUAAUUUAAAUGGCUGCCCUAUCACUAGCAUAUCAGGAACAUCGGUUAUUAUGGAGUCAAAAGUAGCAGCGUUGGAUCUCAGUUUCACUCAUCUCAAUCUGAAACAAAUUUUAAAAGCUAAAAGUUUAGAAAAGAAAUUGCCUUUGUCGCCUAAACUGGAAAGACUCUACUUAAGGAAAAACAAUAUUAAUCUUACAGCAUUACUACACGCAAUGGCUAAUGAAGUAAAUACUGUGAAACAUUUAGAUUUGAGCCAACAGUUGUUGACAGAUAAGGAUAUUGGGUUGGAAAGGUCUUGCAACUUUUCAAGUUUUCCAGAAAGAAAAUAUAAUGAGUCUGGAUUAUUUCACCUUGAAUUUUUGGAUUUGUCAAACAACGAAAAUCUUCCUGACUCUUUACUUAGAAUGCAAAAUCUUCAGACUUUAAACAUAUCUCACAUAAGAAACUCAACGUAUUUAAAAGUAAAGUUUAAUUUGCUUAUGUCACAAGUGCCAAGCCUAGAAGAACUUCAAAUGUCAAACUUAAAAUUAAAUAGCGUCGAUAGUAACUUAACUUUUCCAAGAAAACUGAAAAAAAUAAAUCUGAGCUAUAAUAAGAUCAGAUCAUUUCAUUCGUCAGUCUUAAGACUUCUCAACUUGACUUAUUUAGAUUUAUCAUACAACGAGUUGACUGGCUUCACGAAAGAAAUGGCAGAUGAGUUGCAAAGAUUAAAGUCUCACAAUUCUGCCUUUUUGGUAGAUUUGCAGGGUAACGUGUUUGCAUUUGAAUGCGUCAAUCUUCCAAUCCUGAAUCUGUUAGCUGAAAGCCCGGGAAUUUUCUAUAAGAAAGAAAACAUUUUCUUUGCAACAGAAACAAGUUUAAAGUUCAACUAUACUCAGAUGAUUGAGAAAUUGCAAGGGUUCUCAAAAAUGUGUCAAAUAAAAGAAAAUUUCAGUUACGUGCUGUCAGUGUUUUUCACCCAUCUCCUGUGUUUGCUUGUUCUGUCCGUGUUUUUCCAUUACCGCUGGAAGCUGAGGUACCUCUACUUUAUUGGUCAACGGCGGCUGCACAUCGGUGGACGUUUGGUCAACUACAACCCACAGGUUGAUGUCUUCAUCACGUACGAUGAGGGAGAACCAAGAGUAAGACGACUCCUAAAAGAUGUUAUCCUACCAUUCUUGCGAGAAAAGAACGUCUCUUACAUUUUAGGAGAAGUGGACUUUCCAGGUGGGGACAUGGUGUCACACAUCAGUGGAGCUAUAACCGGCACAAGAAAAACGCUGGUCUUGUUGUCUGAAGAUCUGUUCUUGGAUCACUACCGAGAGUAUGAGAUGAACCUGGCCAUCAUGCGAGAGUUCAAUGUACGAGGUCAGGUUAUCGUUCCUGUCUUUGUUGAGAGGGUCGACUUGAAUACAUACCCACCUGAAGUAGAAACUUAUUUAAGGAAUCAGCUGUACAGGUGUCUGGUCUACAGAAAUAACCAAAUUUUCUGGACUCUUCUGUUACAUGCUAUUAUGAAUGAUAAGUAG
Physella acuta is the source of this 2139-nucleotide messenger RNA. Its product is annotated as toll-like receptor 4. The record is from RefSeq and is a predicted model, not a curated record. Gene Ontology annotation, molecular function: protein binding; signaling receptor activity. Lineage: Eukaryota; Metazoa; Mollusca; Gastropoda; Physidae. Gene Ontology annotation, cellular component: plasma membrane. Gene Ontology annotation, biological process: inflammatory response; signal transduction.